Messenger RNA from Alosa alosa (allis shad), 2460 nucleotides. Its product is annotated as tumor susceptibility gene 101 protein-like. The transcript is spliced from 10 exons. Gene Ontology annotation, molecular function: ubiquitin binding. The coding region runs from base 202 to 1377 and encodes 391 amino acids. Gene Ontology annotation, biological process: endosome to lysosome transport; protein modification process; protein transport. Gene Ontology annotation, cellular component: ESCRT I complex. The record is from RefSeq and is a predicted model, not a curated record. NCBI's taxonomy places the organism in Eukaryota, Metazoa, Chordata, Actinopteri, Clupeiformes, Clupeidae.
CCCUCAUUGUCCAUUCAGUCAGCUGAGCAGAAACUAUGAGGAAGUUUUCCAGUUUGUUGACGAUAGAAUGUGUUGUCUGCUUUCAUCGAAAUAAUGUCCGUGUGAUCAAAGAACACAUAGCCUAGUCUGUCGCAGCGAAGAAGUGAAAUAAAACGUUGGCUAUAGGCCUAUUUUUGUCCUUUCCUAUUUUGGGACUAGUUGAUGAUUAUGGCAGUCAACGAAAAUGUACUCCGAAAAAUGCUGGCAAAGGGUUACAAAUACAGGGAUCUGACAGUGCGGGAAAUCAAUCAUGUCAUCACUCAGUACAAGGAUCUCAAACCUGUUAUGGAUUCAUAUGUGUUUAAUGAUGGAUCCAGCAGGGAGUUGAUGAGCCUGGCAGGGACUGUCCCCGUCAGCUACAGAGGAAAUACUUACAACAUCCCCAUCUGUGUGUGGCUGCUGGACACCUACCCCUAUAACCCCCCCAUCUGCUUUGUGAGGCCCACCAGCACCAUGAUGAUCAAGACAGGGAAACAUGUGGAUGCCAAUGGCAAAGUCUACCUGCCCUACCUGCAUGAAUGGAAACAUCCGCAGUCAGACCUGUUCAGCUUAAUCCAGGUGUUGAUUUUGGUUUUUGGGGAGGAGCCACCUGUCUUCUCGCGACCUACCACACAAACUCCGUACCAGCCCUUCCAGACAGCAGGCCCAACCGCUGCUGCCUAUAUGCCAGGCCCAACUGCCUCCUAUGGUCCCCCACGCUCACCCAACCCCAGUUUUCAGGGUUACCCCUAUCCUGCCGCCGGCAGCUACCCUCCCAGCCCAGGCCCGGGACACUUCACCCCCACAACACCCAGUGCCACCAUAGGCCCUGCUCGUGAUGCCACCAUUGGCGAGGACACCAUCAGGGCGUCCCUGGUGUCGGCGGUGAGCGAUAAGCUGCGCUGGCGGAUGAAGGAAGAGAUGGACCGCGCCCAGGCUGAGCUCGAUGCCCUUAAGAAGACAGAGGAGGACCUGAAGAGAGGUCAUCAGAGGUUGGAGGACAUGAUAAGCAGAAUUGGACAAGAGAUGACGGAUGUGGACAGGAACAUUGACCUCCUCAAGCAGAAGGACGAUGAUAUGAAAGCGGUGCUGGAGAAGAUGGACAACCAGUCAGAGAGGGGCGACAUUGAUGACGUCAUCGUUCCCACGGCGCCCCUCUAUAGGCAGAUACUGAACCUGUAUUCAGAGGAGAAUGCCAUAGAGGACACCAUCUUUUACCUGGGAGAGGCUCUCCGCAGAGGGGUCAUCGAUCUGGAGGUCUUCCUCAAGCAUGUACGGAUUCUCUCUCGUAAACAAUUCCAACUACGAGCUCUAAUGCAGAAAGCUCGAAAAACUGCUGGCCUAAGUGAGCUCUACUGAGCACUACAUCACUACACGCACACACACACACACACACACACACACACACACACACACACACACACACAAAGACAUCAUACAGACAAUUAGAAGUAAAACUGGAUGUUUUUAUGCCAUAUGCUUAUCUACAAUGUAGUAUGGAGGUUAUGACACUUAAAAAGGUCACUUACUGAACAGGGAAACUGCCAUCUGCAUAAACCAAGUAUUGUAGCAGUGAAAGUGCUCAUCCUAGUUGAAAUAUCAUUUGCCAAAUGGUAGGGAUUAAUCAAUCUGAGAAGGGUAGUUACAAUCAGACAUGCUUUGAAAUGUUUUAACAUACAUAUACAUUUGCUUGAAAUGAUCUACACUACAUAAAUGUAGGUCCACUUAUUAUCUUUAGUUGACAUCCGAUGCACACUUAAAAUUACUUUGCAGGAUACUGUUGUAUUUUACUGUUGUAUUUUAAAGUACUUUUUUAAAAAGGGGUGGGGGAGAGUGUAGAGUGGGGCUGUAUGUGUGAAAGGGUGUGUUGCCCUCACUAGUGUCAGACAAAACCAAAUCAAGUUAAAAUGAAGGACCAAUUUCUUUUCUUCUAGUCUAUAAUCUCUUGUUGUUUGUCUGUUUACAUAGACAUAAGGUUAACAUAAAUAUUCCAAGCAGCCUUAUUUUCUAAAGGGAAACAUAUAUAUAUAACCCAGUUGACAAAUAUGUCAUUUCAUUUAUUUUUACGUGCUAAUAUUUGUUAUAGUUUUAGGUGAGUUGCUGAAUGAUUCAGUAACACUAAUUGUGAACUGUAACAUCUCCACACUCCUAAGGAAUUUGCACAAUAAGCUCAUUAACCAGAAUUUCAAUUGACAACGAUGUAAAACUCUGGUGAAUGUGUCAGGAAAUUCUCAUGUUAUUCAGUUAUUUUUUUAUGCUUAGGCCUAUAUGAUAGAUAUCAAUCAUUUUUACAACUUUAAUAUUCAUUAUUUUUUAACAUACCUAACAGAACUACCAGUAUGCAGUGAUCAUGUUACAUUGUCUUAAUUACAGCAUAUACAUUUGAUAUUGUUCCACUACAUAAGUGCUCAUGUACUUUUCAUUAAAAUGUGUUAAUAUUAA